AUGUUGCAUCUCAUAUGGUUCAGCAGCCACAACAAAUAUGAUGAGUGCAAAAUCACGGAAUUAAAAUCGCUGCUGCAUAUAUUCGGGUACGAGGAUGAGGGGGAGGCACUGCUGAAUGACAGGGACAAACACAAGGGCGAAGUGUUUGUCAAGGUGAACCUCCCAGAAGAUAUAGAUUGGAAGAGCGUAAUUUCGAGAAGCGUUUUAAUAAAAGGGAUUAUACAAGUGUGGAGUGAAGGGACAACAUACGAUGAGGUAUUAAACGACUUGCUAAAGAAGGAGCACCUAUUUUCCAGCAAUUUGGAGGAUAAAAAAUGGCGUUUUCAUUUCAACUCCUUUGGGAAAAUGGUCAGCCAAAAUGAUAAAGUAAAAAAAAUGGAGCAUUUUAAAAUUAUACUCGAUAAGUAUCCUAAAGUCGAUUUGUCAUCCCCGGAAGUGGAGUUAAGUCUUCUGGAAGAGUAUGACCAGGGCAACCUCGGAAUUUUAAAAAAAAUAUUUUUUGGGAAAUCCAUGGCCCUACGAAAGAACAACAAAACUUUAGUGUAUAGAAGAAACGACGAAGGUCACAUGAUAAACGAUGUAAGAACCAAAAAGACGCAACUAGCAUGGUGGAUACAUUACUCUCUAAAUAAGAGACCCGUUCUGGGCCCCACCACAACUGACAACGAGUUAGCAUUCCUCAUGUGUAAUAUAGCCAAAGUGAAGGCAGGCCAUAUUGUCUUGGAUCCCUUCGUUGGGUCUGGAGGGCUGCUAAUCACGUCCUCCAUUUUUAACGCCAUAUGUGUAGGCAAUGACAUUGACAUAAGGCUACUCAAGGGAUAUAAAAUCGCCUACUUGAAUCCUCAUAUGCAACAUAAAAGUAGGAAUAAAAAUAUUUUUGAAAAUUUUUUGCAUUAUGAUUUGAGCCUUCCGGAGAUUCUCGUGUCCGAUAAUUCGAAGCCCGUCUGGAAUGCCUUUCACAAACCCUGGGUGGACGCCAUCGUUACGGACCCGCCGUAUGGGAACAGGGCCACCGUCCGCAUAUGCCUCAGGAAUACCCGCACGGGGGCCCCUGCCGAGGGGGAUAACAGCGAUGGCGAAGAUGGCGGCGAUAGCGGCGAAAGUGCGGAUAACCGCGACAGGUGCGACGUUGGCGAUAAAAGCGGACCGGGAUCCCCUCCCCAGUGCGACGUUGGUGAUAAGGAAGGACCGGGACCCCCUCCCCAGUGCAACAUCGUGGACCGUAAAAGAGCUCAUUGUCUCGAUGCAGCGGAAGUGUAGGAAGCCUUCUAAUUAGUGAUCCUCCCCCCAAAAAAGUUUUUGAUUUUCCCCACAGUGAGGAGCAACCAAAGGGGGGUUAGCGGAGAGGAAGCGUCUGGCUUCUCCCAUUUGACGAGCGCGCAAAAAGGCGCAUGCAGCGCCAUAGGCGUGUAAAAAAAAAUUGGCCUAAUGGUUGCCCAUUUUUGCCCCAUUUGUACUACCCGUUUGGCUUCCCCCGCCGUUUGCGUGUGCCAAAUUAAAAUUAAUUAAGCUCUGCGCGUGUGCCGUUUGAGUGUGCCAUUUGCGCGUACCAUUUGCGUGUACCUUUUGCGCGUGCAGGGCGUACUCCCCGCAUUCGCAUGUUUGUUCAAAAUUUUGCCAAAAAGUGCGUGCAGUGUGUAUCGCGGUGGAUCUCCUCACGUGCGUAAGCGCGCGCAUGGAGGUGUGCACAGGAGCAUACACUUACAUGUACACUCACUUGUUUGUUUUCAAAUCAUCAUGGUUUCGCCCCGGGCAGCGGCGCAGCGGCGCAGUGUCCCCUACAACCCCUCUUGUUUGUGUUAUCAUUUUUAAACAUUUUCAAUUCAUGCUUUUAAGAAAAUGCGUUGCAUUUUUCCAACCCACAUGUUUGCACGUUGUGCAUUUUUUCUUUCUUUUUUUUUUACAAUGUUAAACGAACCUCAAUCUUGUAAAAUAUUACAUUUUG
Messenger RNA from Plasmodium vivax (malaria parasite P. vivax), 1945 nucleotides. RefSeq lists its product as hypothetical. The transcript is spliced from 2 exons. Gene Ontology annotation, biological process: methylation. Bases 1 to 1260 code for a protein of 419 amino acids. NCBI's taxonomy places the organism in Eukaryota, Apicomplexa, Aconoidasida, Haemosporida, Plasmodiidae. Gene Ontology annotation, cellular component: cytoplasm. Gene Ontology annotation, molecular function: nucleic acid binding. The record is from RefSeq and is a predicted model, not a curated record.